This is a messenger RNA of Patella vulgata (common limpet), 567 nucleotides long. RefSeq lists its product as uncharacterized. The coding region runs from base 1 to 567 and encodes 188 amino acids. NCBI's taxonomy places the organism in Eukaryota, Metazoa, Mollusca, Gastropoda, Patellidae. The record is from RefSeq and is a predicted model, not a curated record. The transcript has 6 exons.
AUGAAAAGCUCAGAAGGGCAUAUUAGAGGUAGUGACACGCUACGAGAUUUUAGCACUUCCUGUGGGGCAAAAUACCCUGACUUGCUGAAAUCAACGAAGUUGCGAAAGCAAAUCGCAACACUGUCACAGAUUCUCAAUCUUAAGGAAAAUGAACUGGAUAUUCUUGCGAACUUCUUGGGUCAUGACAUUCGCGUGCACAGAGAAUUUUAUCGCCUUCCAGAUGAAACUCUACAGACAGCCCGAGUGUCAAAACUUCUCAUUGCAAUGGAAAGCGGAAACUUCAGUACUCACCAGGGGAAAAGUUUGGAAGAAAUCGUUGUAAAUCCGGAAGAGGAAGUUGAACUUGAUGCAGAGCAAAGUGAAGGUGAAGAUGUCAGUGACAGUGAAGGAGAAGGAGAAGUAGAAGCUGCAAAUGGAGGAGAGUUGGUCAAAAAGCGUGGCAAAUGUCGACAGAAAAGAAAUCACUUACAACCAUCAGUGCCAGGAAAAAGGCAAAUUGAGAUUGCCCAGAAAAAGGAGCCAUGUUUAAGGACAAGAAGUUGGCGAAAUAUCAAGGAUUUUUUGUGA